AUGGGGAUCGGUCCGAAGCUUCGAUGUUCCGCCAUUCUGCUAGUUUUCCUGGGUGUCCUGAUCAGACACAGGAGCAGCGCUGAGAAGGUUCUGUUGGUGCCUCCGCCAGUAGUCGACAGCCACUGGAUGGCUCUGGCCAAAAUCGGCCGUGCUUUGGUGGAUAAAGGUCAUACGGUCGCUGUCGUGAUCUCAGAGGACAUUGUAGAAAAACGACACACAGAGUGGCCCGACUUUCAGUUUGAGGCAUUCCAAGACCAAGGAACCCGAGCCAGGCUCAUUGAAUUACAAGACCGUGACUUUUCUACGGCUGGGAAAUUGUCCUUUUUUGAGAAAGGAAAAGCAUUCGUCGCUUGGGCUGGAGAGUUAGCAAAACACUGUGGUCUGCUUCUAGGUGACGGUAAGCUGGAGCAUCGACUGAGAGCAUCCCAGUACAGUGUUGUCAUUUUUCACCCCUUGUUUCCUUGCGGCGCUAUCCUCUCAGCCCGUCUGCACAUCCGGGUCCCUCACAUAGCCGUCAUGCGUAAAGAUAAUUACUGCAUUGACGAAAAAGGUACAGGUGUGCCGACCCCUCCUUCUUACGUACCCUCUCUAUUGGCCGAUUUUACCGAUGAUAUGACCUUUGGACAACGAGUGCAGAACUCUGCCUUGUCUACUCUCCUACCAAUUCUGCUACGCCAUUUUGGGGGUAGAGCAUUUGACGGACUGGUCCGUACCUACGUCGGUGAAGAAGAAACUAUUCAGAGCGUGACGUCACGCACGGACUUGUGGCUCUAUCAAACCGACAACGUGCUGGAUUUUCCUCGUCCCAGCAUGCCCAACAUGGUUCAGGUUGGAGGAUUGAAUGUCCGUGUGGCCGCCCCCCUAACUGAGAACAUGGACGCGUUUGUCCAGAGCUCUGGAGACGAUGGAGUGAUUGUCGUCAGUUUCGGGUCGAUGAUUAAGACGAUGUCGGCAGAGAGGCAAGAAGUCUUCGCGGCAGCCUUCGCCCGGCUCCGACAGAAGGUGGUGUGGCGGUACGUGGGAGAGAAGCCGACCGGUCUGGGUAACAACACCAGACUACUGGCCUGGCUACCUCAGAACGACCUGCUGGCCCACCCAAAGAUCCGAGCCUUCAUCACUCACGCUGGGUCGAACGGCCUGUACGAGGCCCUGCACCACGGUGUGCCCAUGGUCUGUCUGCCGCUGGUCUCGGACCAGCCCGGCAACGCCGCCCGGGUGGUGGCCAGGGGACUGGGGGUGAGGUUGGACUUCAGCACGGUCACCUCCGACCAGUUGUACCAGGCCAUUCUUCAUGUCGUCACCAACACGAGCUACCGUGAGACGGCAGCCCGCCUGUCCCGCCUGCACCGUGACCAGCCCCAAUCACCCAUGGAGCGGGCCGUCUGGUGGAUAGAACACGUCAUCAAACAUGGCGGACUGCCCCAUCUCCGCGCACGCGCCGUGGAGCUGCUGUGGUACCAGUACUACCUGCUGGACGUGGCUGCGUUCCUGCUAGCCGUGUGUGCAGCUGUCCUGGGUACCCUGUGGUACAGCUGUUCGCUCGUCUCCAAAUCUGCAGUACCGCAGUAA
This is a messenger RNA of Branchiostoma floridae (Florida lancelet), 1569 nucleotides long. Its product is annotated as UDP-glucuronosyltransferase 2C1-like. NCBI's taxonomy places the organism in Eukaryota, Metazoa, Chordata, Leptocardii, Amphioxiformes, Branchiostomatidae. The transcript is spliced from 5 exons. The record is from RefSeq and is a predicted model, not a curated record. Gene Ontology annotation, molecular function: UDP-glycosyltransferase activity. Bases 1 to 1569 code for a protein of 522 amino acids.